AUGGAAGUAGCGUCGACGAGUCAACAGGAGUUUGACUACUUGUUCAAGUUGUUGUUGAUUGGGGAUUCUGGUGUGGGAAAGAGUACUCUGCUUUUGAGUUUCACUUCCAAUAAUUUUGAGGAUCUUUCUCCUACCAUUGGUGUGGAUUUUAAGGUAAAGCAUGUUACCCUAGGUGGGAAGAAGUUGAAACUUGCUAUUUGGGACACAGCUGGACAGGAGAGGUUUAGAACUCUAACUAGUUCUUACUACAGAGGAGCUCAAGGGAUAAUUAUGGUGUAUGAUGUAACACGGCGAGAAACAUUUACAAAUCUAUCAGAAAUAUGGGCAAAGGAAAUUGAUUUGUACUCAACAAAUCAGGAUUGCAUCAAGAUGCUUGUUGGAAACAAAGUCGAUAAGGAGAGUGAAAGGGUUGUCGCCAAAAAAGAGGGUAUUGACUUUGCUAGGGAAUAUGGAUGCCUUUUUCUUGAAUGUAGUGCAAAAACUCGAGUCAAUGUGGAGCAAUGUUUCGAGGAGCUUGUUUUAAAGAUCUUGGAAACGCCUAGUUUGUUGGCUGAAGGCUCUAGUGGUGUGAAAAAGAACAUCUUCAAACAGAAGCCUCCAGAGGAUGCUACAACCAAUAGCAUUAUUUAUCCACAGUGCCAAAUGAUUAUAGCAGUAGCCAUCUGGCUUAUCCCAAAAAUCUUGAGCAACCGGUUAGUUUCAAGUUGCAUUUUCCGUCCAAGACCACAUCUGACAGAGAAGCCCAAACAGGUGGUACCCCACUUAUCCAAACCGGCAACUGCCAGUCCCACAAAAAGGGCCCAAGUCCAACAACUGGAAAUGGGCCCACCUAGGCUGGAGUGGAUGUAA
Messenger RNA from Dovyalis caffra, 849 nucleotides. The record is from the annotation of a GenBank genome assembly. NCBI's taxonomy places the organism in Eukaryota, Viridiplantae, Streptophyta, Magnoliopsida, Malpighiales, Salicaceae.